Molecule: messenger RNA, 714 nt
Organism: Aureobasidium musti
Lineage: Eukaryota; Fungi; Ascomycota; Dothideomycetes; Dothideales; Saccotheciaceae
Source: the annotation of a GenBank genome assembly
AUGGCUCUAUUCAACACCCCCAUUCUCGCGGUACUGGCCACACUCACCCUCUUUGCGCUGCAGUUUACAACACUGCGUCUUCUCUCGCUCGCUCCGCACCGCCGUGCCCCCUCAACACCUCGCAAACGCGGCACACCCGCCCACCUCCUUAUAGUCCUCGGCAGCGGUGGCCACACGGCAGAAAUGAUCUCUAUGCUCCGCCGCAGCGCCACCUGUCCUACAUUCACCCACCGCACCUGGCUAGUCUCAUCCGGCGACAACUUCUCCGCCGCCUUUGCCAAAGAAUUCGAACAAGAGAUGGGCGAGAACAACGGCACGUACAGGAUCGUACAAGUCAGACGAGCAAGAAAGAUACACCAAAGCUUGAUCUCUGCGCCUUGGAGUUGCUUGUUGUGUUUGUGGGAUUGUUUAAAGGUUCUGACGCCUUCUUCUGACAAGCAAUAUGGAUAUCCGGAUUUGAUAAUCACCAAUGGUCCUGCUACUGCAACUAUUCUGGUCUUUGCUUCUGUGUUGUUGCGAUUCUUUGGCUUGCAAGGACAGAAUGGUACUGGAGAGAUGCGAACGAUUUACGUCGAAAGCUGGGCAAGAGUCAAGAAGCUCAGUUUGAGUGGGAGAUUGCUGUGCUGGGUUGUGGAUCGCGUACUGGUGCAAUGGGAACAGCUGCAAGGUGCUGGAGUAGGAGGACGCGCUGAAUUCAAAGGUGUCUUGGUCUGA